This is a messenger RNA of Drosophila eugracilis, 1109 nucleotides long. Its product is annotated as peritrophin-44. Gene Ontology annotation, cellular component: extracellular region. The record is from RefSeq and is a predicted model, not a curated record. NCBI's taxonomy places the organism in Eukaryota, Metazoa, Arthropoda, Insecta, Diptera, Drosophilidae. Gene Ontology annotation, molecular function: chitin binding. The transcript has a single exon.
AUCAAAGGAUUUACCAUGGAAGAGAAGUGCAAGUUAUGGGCUGGCAAGGGUUAUAUUGGAGAUCCCAGUGAUUGCCAGGCUUGGGGUUAUUGCGAGGACAACAAGCUUAUCGAUCGACGUGCCUGCAACGAGGGAAUGCUCUACAAUUUCCGGGAUGGAACCUGCCUGAAUGCAUCGGAGGCGAUGUGCCACUCACAGCUCUCGGAGAUCUGCGCCGAUCUAGAGCCGUGGGACUAUGUUGCCGAUCCUGCCGAUUGCCGGAGGUUCGUAAGGUGCGCGAAUAUCGAUGAACCCGUUUGGGGCAACUGUGGUGCUGGUCAAGUGUACAGUAAUAAUGAGCAGACCUGCCUGGAUGGCAGUUUCGGUUGUCCGCAGGAUAACAUCUGCUCGUAUAUGAAAGAUGGUUCCAUCGUUGGCGAUCCGAAGAGCUGUCAGAAGUAUUACAAGUGCCACAAUGGAUUCAGUAUUCAGUUACAGUGUUCAGCUGGUCGAUAUUUUAACCGAAAAUCUGGUAAAUGCCAAUCCUGGUUGCCAGAAUACUGCUCCAAAGAAAUUUCCGCUGUCCUCCCACCCGCUACAGAUUUUCAUAUAUGCUCCAAGUAUUAUGAUAAAGAUAAAUCCGGAGUGUAGCUUCUUCCGGAUUUAAUGACUUGCUAUGGAUUUUAUACCUGCACUUCCGAGUUUGUCUUGGGCCAAUGGAGCAGCUGCCCUUGGGGUCAGCACUUUGAGUGGUGGAGCCAGCGGUGUGGUUCACCCAAGGAUAUUAGCUGCCCCUACGAUCGCUGCGGUAAUAUGAAUCAGCUGCUGGUGGCCACCAUCAACACUGGCUGCAGGGAGUAUACAGUCUGCCAGGACUAUCGAUCAAAGACAUCAGAAAAGUGCCCCGAUGAGUAUCCUUACUUUGAUGAGGAUUUGCGACGCUGCACUAAUGAAUUCCCUAAUCAUAGGGUGUGCUAUAUGGAUGGAUAACAGAUCUUUAUUAAAAUAUCAAUUUGAGUUCACAAACAUAAAAUUUAAACAUAUUUUUUCAUACACUUGUGGUUUUGCCGCUCGUCAAUUCUCAAUAGCGAUUUUCUCAAGUCAAAACAUUUAAACUCUGCCAACUCGUG